Messenger RNA from Saxophila tyrrhenica, 2427 nucleotides. RefSeq lists its product as uncharacterized. NCBI's taxonomy places the organism in Eukaryota, Fungi, Ascomycota, Dothideomycetes, Mycosphaerellales, Extremaceae. Gene Ontology annotation, molecular function: guanyl-nucleotide exchange factor activity; small GTPase binding; ubiquitin binding. The transcript is spliced from 2 exons. Bases 1 to 2427 code for a protein of 808 amino acids. Gene Ontology annotation, cellular component: endocytic vesicle; cytosol. Gene Ontology annotation, biological process: vesicle-mediated transport. The record is from RefSeq and is a predicted model, not a curated record.
AUGUCCGAUACGGCCAAGGACCACGAGCAAAUCAACACUCAUGAUGAAUUAGCAAUAGGAGACGCUGCUGCUCCAAUAGAGAUAGAUGGCCAGGGACAAGGGCCACAGGACUCGGCGCAGGACGAGCUCCAACGUGAGCCCGUGAAGAAGGAUGAGGACCCAGCGGAGUCGAAGGAGGUGAUGGCUGGCCAGGAUGGGGCAGAGGUAACACAGCCAGCGAACGAUGAGGAGAUAAGGAUGAUCGAGGGUGGAGAUCAGAAUACGGAGGCCAGGUCGCCGUCAGCCGAGGACAUCGAGAAAGAAGCCAGCGAGCAUCUGGCGCGCCGGGCUGCAGAAAUGUCUAUCGACGGCAAGGACAACACCUCUGACCAGCAAGAUCACGGUUCAGCGCUACCUCGAAAGGAUGAUGAGUUGCCGGCAUCUCCUCCAGCGCCUCCCGUGCCAGCGAAAGAUAUCGCAGAGUCGUCUCAGCCGCAAGAAGCGGAGUACGACGAGAAGCAUCCUCCGCCGAAUGAAGAGCCAUCCAACGAUAUACCUGAAGCUCCUCAAGGCACAAUGGAAGCGACGGGAGCUGAGAUCCAGACUAUCAUGGAGCAGUUUCAAAAUGGAACAGGUGGACCUGCAUCAGAAGAGAUCAUGUCACCUAUCCUCGAGCGACAGCAGCCUAUACUAGUACUCCCGCCACGGACAUCAAGCCUAGAGCACAGAGAACAGCAUGGCCUGAGCCCGCAGACAACUGGCGGCAGCACAAGAAGUCAGCCGUUCAGCCCGCAGUACUCUGGCAAACCGCCUUCGGUAUCAGGAGCCAGCUUGGAUCAAGUCAAGUCAGAUGACACACAGUCUAUUGCUAGUACCAAGACAGGAUCAAUGUUUCAACCGCCGCCUCCCUCACCGGACCCUGACCCUCCUCUGCCAUUCGACUUUCACAGAUUCCUGGAGCAAUUGCGACACAGAACAGCGGAUCCAGUGGCGCGGUUUCUACGGUCAUUCUUGACAGAGUUUGGCAAGAAGCAAUGGAUGGUGCACGAGCAGGUCAAGAUCAUCUCUGACUUCCUUGAGUUCAUCUCGAAGAAGAUGGCGCAAUGUGAGGUGUGGCGAACGGUGUCAGAUGCCGAGUUUGACAACGCCCGAGAGGGCAUGGAGAAGUUGGUCAUGAACAGACUGUAUUCGCAGACUUUCUCGCCUGCGAUACCGCCAGUCGCCGGCAGCCCUCGAAAGGCUGGAACCAAAGGCGGCCGAUCAGCUGUCGAUGCGGCAAAUUCACAUGGUCCAGGAAGGCGUGGACAGCACCAGGAAGACAUCGAGCGUGACGAAGUGAUAGCGCUGAAAAUGAAACUCUAUGGCUGGAUAGAGGAGGAACAUCUUGAAAUCGAGCCCAUCAAUGAGAAGGGUCGCAAAUUCCUGACAAUGGCACAGAAGGAGCUUCUCAAGAUCAACACGUACCGAGCGCCGCGGGACAAGGUGAUCUGUGUUCUCAACGCUUGCAAAGUCAUCUUCGGAUUUCUCAAAAAUUCAAAAGGCGACCAGUCUGCCGAUGCAUUUGUACCUCUGCUGAUAUACACCGUGCUGAGAGCCCGGCCAGAACAUUUGGUCAGCAACGUCCAGUACAUAUGGCGCUUCCGCAACCAGGACAAGCUAGGCGGCGAAGCGGGCUACUACAUGUCGUCGCUGAUGGGAGUGGUGGCGUUCAUCGAAGGUAUUGACCGCAACACCAUCAAGAUCUCGCAAGAAGAUUUUGACAGGAACGUCGAGCAGGCUGUGAGCGCCAUUGCCGAGAAGAACAAGGCAGAGGAAUACGAGAAGGAGUCUCAUGCGGCUGCUGCACCAACACCACCGCUCCAGCAGCGCUUCAACGAGAAGAGUACUCUCGCCCGGCCGGAGGUGACCCCAAACAACAGCAUGGACGCCGAGCGUUCGAGUCCGAGGCGCGAUGGGACUCGGGAAAGAAGCCGUCACGCGCACCAAAGCUCGACUGAUACUGUCGAUGACUUUGACGCCGUGACUGGGCUGUUGCGUACUAUUGGAAAGCCACUGAGCAGCAUCGGCCGAAUCUUCUCUGAUGAUGGCGGAAACGCACAACAACAGAACCCAUCAUUACGAGCUGCGAGUACCCCUCUACCCAAUUCCGGCUCUCGAGGGACUUCCCCUGCGUACCCUGAGCGACGACCUUCAGCAGAUGGCAGAUCGCGGGACCGAUCUGCUCCCGAGAGGCAACAAGCUGCGGCUGAUGCAGCAGCGCGGCAGGCAAGUGCUGAGACCGCCCAGGCGCAGAGAGUACGAGCGCAGGAGUACAAGGUUGUGGUCGAGACGUUGCAAAGCAUGUUCCCCAACCUCGACAGGGAAGUCAUCGAAGACGUGGUGCGAGCGCAGGAAGGGAACGUUGGACGAGCGGUGGAUGCAUGUCUGGCGCUGAGCACUGGCUCGUGA